AAUAUAAUUAUAUCCUUUAGCCCUCCUGGCAAUACACCUUUCCCAUUCAAAUACUACUUCGCUGGAACUAGUGCAUUGCUAUAAUCUAUAUUGAUAAAGAGCCUCAACUCUUCAAAGUCAAGCCCGUCGAUUGCCGGAGGGAAAACAACAUGUCAGCGGAUGCUGCGCCACAUAUCAAAGUUAGCAUUGCUGUUUAUGUCGGAACACCCCUCGACUAUCAAAAAUACCGACAUACUGCUCUCUGCUUCCGACCCAGCAAUAGAGAAGCUCCCAUGAUCAUCCAUAUCGUCGGGCCAAACAUGGAUUAUCAGCUCGAAACAAGAAACAAUUACGAGCCAACCAGUAGCAGAAGUUUUGCCAAAGAAGUUCCGGUCGGCUGGAUUAGAACACCAAUGACGAAGGCUCAACUGGCCCCUCUCAUCUACCAAACACCCAUCAACAACACAAGCCGGGAAUUUAACUGUCAGACUUGGGUUGGUGACGUUCUGAGAAGAUUGGUGCAAGCAGGGUACUUGACGCGAGAGGACUGUGAAAAUGGCAUAGAUGGUAUGAUUGAUGCUACACUGGAAGCAGGGGAUGAAUGAAUGAUUGGGUCCGCAUCAUAUGUGGAAAUAUGUAAGAAUUGAUGCAUGUAGUGGUGAAAUUUAUGGGGUGAACAGCAGCAGGAAUAAUUGUGUUAAGGACGCUGCCAUCUCAGGAUAGCUUGGUGAUAGGCUAGUUCGGUAUCAUAAGAUUGAGGAAAUAUUCUCCUGGCAUAAUUCUUCCAAUCUCGGUUUUUGCAAGGCCGUUCAAAGAAUUUGAUGUAAUCCCAGUACUCAGGAUACCAACCAGCGUACUCCCAAUCCAGCAAUCCCGUUAUCUGGCCGU
Xylona heveae TC161 is the source of this 867-nucleotide messenger RNA. RefSeq lists its product as hypothetical. The transcript is spliced from 2 exons. The record is from RefSeq and is a predicted model, not a curated record. Bases 150 to 584 code for a protein of 144 amino acids. NCBI's taxonomy places the organism in Eukaryota, Fungi, Ascomycota, Xylonomycetes, Xylonales, Xylonaceae.